GGCAACCCAAAUCGACAACAAACCUUUAGAGGUAAAGUUACUAGAAACUUCAGUGGAAACUACCACGAGAGUUAAACACGGGCUAUGUUAAAUUGUUUUUUUUCUUCGAGUAAUAGUGAAUUAGCAAUUAACUAUUUCGAAACCAGAGUUUUGAAGCAUCUCAGAGGUUAGAUGUGAGCAAAAAAAGUCAAACCCUGCGUAAGUUCAUUGAUCUUUUACUGCCUCAUGAGUGAGGUCUGUGUCCGGGUGGCGGUCCGUAUCCGUCCCCUGCUCCGGAAAGAGCUCCUCCAUCAGCACCAAGUGUGCGUCCAGGUGGUUCCCUCGGGUUCCGGGCAGGUGAGGCUCGGCUCGGACCGUCUCUUCUCUUUCGACCACGCGUUCGGACCGACAGCCAGCCAGGAUGAAGUGUACGAGUCUUGCGUCCAGCCCCUGGUGGAGUCUCUACUGGACGGAUACAACGCUACCGUGUUUUGUUACGGACAGACUGGGUCUGGCAAGACGUACACACUGGGCGGGGGGAGCCAAGAUGAAGGAGGAAUUAUUGACUGUGUAGCUCAGGAUGUGUUUUUGUUGCUGGCAAAGCGGAAGAAUGACGAUAGCAUUGAGGCAACGGUGUGGAUUUCAUACAUGGAGCUGUACAGAGAGGAACUACGGGACCUGUUGGACAUGAACACCAAUCAUAAAGAGCUUUUCAUCAGAGAUGAUGAAAAGGGGAACACAGUUGUGAUUGGUGCCAGAGAGAUGGUUGUCACGUCAGCUGAAGAGCUGCUUGGUGCUGUGGAGAUGGGAAACGCCCUGCGUCACACUGGUGCAACAGGAAUGAAUGAGCACUCCAGUCGCUCUCAUGUGAUCCUCACUCUUCAGGUCCGCAUCCGUUCUCACAGCAACAACAACCCAUCCUUAAAGACCGUCCGCUCGUCCAAACUCUGCCUGGUGGACCUGGCGGGCUCAGAACGAGCUACCAAAACUGGAAACACUGGAGCUCAAUUCAAAGAGUCUGUACUCAUCAACACUGGCCUGCUCGCCCUUGGUAAUGUUAUUCGCGCCCUCUCCGACCGUGGGCGAAGUCGUCGCGGCAACGGCUGCAGCAGUCCACAUGUGCCGUACCGUGAUGCCAAGAUCACGCGACUCCUCCGGGACUCCCUGGGAGGCAACGCCCACACGGUGAUGGUGGCCUGUGUGAGCCCGUCCCACCACUUCAUUGCGGAGACUUUGAAUGUUCUUCAGUUUGCAUCCAAGGCCCGUCACAUCUGCAACUGUCCGGGACGAGCACUCUCUCUGACAGAUGUUAAAUCAGAUCCUAAAACCUGCCAACCUGCCGAGACUCGAUUGGAGGAGCUGGAGUAUGAAGUUCAGACCCUGAGAGAGCUUCUGAAAGAGAAGGAGAAGGACAUGAAGGAGAUGGAAAGGGAGAAAACAAGGGGUGGAGGUGCAGAUGGGGAUGGUUUCAAACAGCCCAGUCAGAUCACAGCGCCCACACUGGAGAAGAGGCUGAACCAAGACACAGCUGCACAGUAUCUGUUCCUGGCAAAGGAAGCGGCAUCUUUGCUUGUAGAUAUGUCCAAAGCACUUCCAAGUGUUUUGUUCAGGCAGAGACUGCAAGAAUGGCAGGAGAGACUGGCAGCUGUCAGCCAGUCACAUCAUACAGGCAGUACAGACUGUUCAGAGGGGGCUGGAGACCACCAGCUCCAUGAAACCGCUUUAAACCUGAGAGAGGAACUCCGCAAGUGUCAGGAAGCCCUCCAAGAAAAAGAGCAACUUCUGGAGGAAAAAGAUGAAGAAUUGAGACGGAUUCAAAGAGAAGUUGAGAAACUGCUUGAAGAGAAAAGAAGCCGAGUUUUAGCUUCAGAGGAAGAGAAGGAACGUUCUCGAAUACAGACUGAACAACUGGUGAGUCAGCAGAUUCUGAUUGAUCGCCUUCGCAGCAGCCUCAUGGCUGUUCGUGGGAUGACUCCAGGGGCAACCGAAGAAGCAAGGUCUUCUGGGAACUCAUGCACAAGACCCCAGAGUGUCCCUCUAAUCACACACACCUUGCUACACAGGCCAUCCAGAAAGAUUCACUCCAGUCCACCCACCUGUUCACUGGAGAGGGUGAUGACAGCUUUUAGGAUGCGUGGUCAUCUCCUUCUGGCUGAGAUCGAGGAAAAAGAUAAGGUCUACUGUCCAUUCAUUACACAACAGGUCGAAAGCAAGGAAAGAACUCAAAAUAAUCAUGAGGAGGAGACAAAAGAGGAAGAGACAGAAAUGGAAAGAUCUUUGUGCAGGAAAGAAUUUAGGCUUCCUUUAAAUCGAACCUGGACAAGCUGGGAAAAGAGACUGCUGCUGAAACCCAAAAGCACUAAACUGGAAAUGUAUGACGGAAACACAGCAGUACCAGAGUCUUAUUUGGUCAAUGACAUAAACGAAAACCCUGUGAAGAAGGUAAGGCGAUCCAACACUGCUGAAAGAAGAAUCCAUGAACUGAAGGUCAGCAUGCGCUUAAAGGAGGAGCUCAUCAAAGAACUUGACACAACUGAAAGAAAAAUCCAAGCAGUGGACAGAGGUGAAACGGGAAACGUGUUGGAGAGACUCUCCAUGCAGAGCCAGCAGGUCCGAGCCGAGGUCUACUGCAGCCUGCAGAGCAUGAGGCUGGAGAGAGCCAGGCUUCAGAGCAGCCUGAGGGAGCUGGACGAGACCAACGACAGGAAACCCCAUCGAAACAGGGGUUUAAAGAGUUCAUCUGUUCCUGAAAACUCUCCCGUGGAAACAAACAGAAUGCUUCAUGACAGUAGUUGGCUUGAAGAAGAAGAGGAACGGGCCAUUCACAAGAGAGAAGAGUUGCAGGAGCUGGGAGAGGAGCUGAAGAGGAAAGUGGAGGUGCUGCAGCAGAGAGAGGCCUGUGUCCAACAGAAAAACAAGCUCCACAUCAAGAUGCUGCAGUCCAGUCAGGCUUUGAGUCGGGACUUGCUGCAAGUGUCUGUUCAGUUGGAGUCUGUGGAAGAGCAGCUUCAGAGUCAGAGCAGCGUGAGAAAGACCAGAGGAGUUACGGUCAGGGAGCUGGAGAAAGAGAGAGACAUGCUGAAGAUGAAAAGAGACGCUCUGGAAGCCCAGCUGAGGGACAACCGAGUGCUCACUGUGGAGGAGGAGCAUUCCCUCCUCCAGCUGGAGGAAGCCGUUGAGGCUCUAGAUGCAGCUCUUGAAUUUAAGAACAACUCCAUCCAGGAGCGGCAGAAGCACCUGUUCGUCGGAAACUCGCCUCUGCUCGAGUCCAAAGACACAGAACCCGCUCAGCACUGUGACAUUACCAGGAAGCUGAAGAAGCUCUCGUUACCUGAGGCCAUAGAGCUGUUGAUCAAAUAUUUCAACAAGGUUGUGUGUCUUCGAGAAGCAGAGCGUCGUCUACAUUUGCAGUGUGAAGAGUUAGAGCUUCAUGCCGGCGAGCAGGAAGCAGCACUUAGGGAGAUGGAGGCAGCCAUGCAGCGUUUCGCUCUGGACGCAGACCGCAGGCUCACCCUGCAACACAGAGACCACCAAAGCAAUGUUCGGCUUCUGCUACAGAAACUUAAAGAGGGGAUGUCAGGAGAGGCACAACAAGCCAUACAAGACAGAGUCCAGCACCUGGAGAAAGAGUUGUUUUUCUACAAAAGCUCCAGUCGGCAGCUGAAGAAGAAGCUCAAAGAACUUCUAAGUGAUGCUCCCUACAACGACAGUCAGUCCUCACACACACAGGAGAGCAGAGAAAGGCCGGGCACUCACUUACCUUUAAGUGUGGAUGAACCCAAAACACGCUGUGAGGAGGAGGGAGAGACGACACACGUUUCCACCACAUACACAAAAAUAUAUGCAGAGGAAAUAGAAUUUAAACCAGUCAAGCCAUCACUCACACAGUCCCAUGGAAGGUAUACAAGAGGUCAGCCUGAGGUUAGUUUAGAAAUGACACCUGUCAAACUGUGUCGCAGGGAGCUGAGGGAGAUUCCUGCAGCUGACCUGCAGCUCCUCGGUGCUGCCACUAGGAGGCACCAAUCUGUGGUUAAUUCAAGCUCUGAGUCAAUGAUGGAGGACUCCAUAGAAGUGCCCAGAAACACGUGAUUCUGCUUUAUUUUAUGUCUGCUAAUUUCUAUGGCAGAUUUUGAGUGGAUUAUAUUAAACGUUCUAUUUUGUAGAUGACUGAUUUUAAAAAAUGCACUAAAUAUGUUGUUCAUUUUUUAGUAAUACUGUACAAUUUUCUAGUCAGAUCAUAAAAAAUUCAAAAUGAUAAAAAUUAAUUAUCUAAAAAAUGUGUUUGGGUUGAUUUUAAUGUGUUUGGGUUGAUUUCAUAGGAAAGUGAAAGUUUUUGUUUUAAAUUAUUAUUUGUUACAAUAAAUUAAAUAUUGUACAGCACUACAUAUUAGAAGGAGGAUUUGUCCCUGUGCGUUAAUUAUAAGCUCUUGUCCAAAGCUGGAUUUAAAUGCUAAAUGUGAAACACGUUUUUGUAAAUGUGUUAAAUUAGGUUAACGAGGCAAAGCUCAGCACUUUUCAGCACUUCUCCUAUUAUUGUCUUGUAUUUAUACAGUUGAAAGUCUCAUAGUUACCACACAUUAUAUGUUUUCCCUUCGUUUCACUAUAUAAUUAGCUCUUCUUUUUAUGCAUUCCUAAUAAAAACUUAUGUAUUUAUGUUGAUCUUUUAUUUUUUUACUAACUUAUUAAAAGCUGUAAGAAUCACAA
Poecilia reticulata (guppy) is the source of this 4683-nucleotide messenger RNA. RefSeq names its product kinesin-like protein KIF27. Gene Ontology annotation, biological process: spindle elongation; mitotic spindle organization; microtubule-based movement. The record is from RefSeq and is a predicted model, not a curated record. Gene Ontology annotation, cellular component: microtubule associated complex. Lineage: Eukaryota; Metazoa; Chordata; Actinopteri; Cyprinodontiformes; Poeciliidae. Gene Ontology annotation, molecular function: microtubule motor activity; microtubule binding; ATP binding.